Molecule: messenger RNA, 1943 nt
Organism: Labrus mixtus (cuckoo wrasse)
Lineage: Eukaryota; Metazoa; Chordata; Actinopteri; Labriformes; Labridae
Gene: cct4
Product: chaperonin containing TCP1, subunit 4 (delta)
Exons: 13
Coding region: 181-1791 (536 amino acids)
Biological process (GO): protein folding
Cellular component (GO): chaperonin-containing T-complex
Molecular function (GO): ATP binding; ATP-dependent protein folding chaperone; ATP hydrolysis activity
Source: RefSeq, a predicted model, not a curated record
ACAGCCGGGUCCUUCUUCUCCAUGCAGCAGUCGGCGGUUCUAGAAAUUUCUAAACGGGACCGGGUGGAGAUACCGUAAUCUGAGUCCAUCCGAAGCCGAACCGCGGUGCUCAAGCUCCGGGACGAAUCAGUCCCUAUCUAAAGACUUCUCUUAACAUUUACCAUCGAUAAUUAAGUCACGAUGCCAGAAGUAAAGUCUGCUGCGAGAGUUUCAAACAUGAGCAGAAACAAAGGAGGGGCGUAUGUGGACCGCGACAAGCCGGCCCAGGUUAGGUUCAGUAACAUCUCAGCUGCAAAAGCUGUUGCAGAUGCUGUCAGAACGAGCCUGGGGCCCAAAGGAAUGGACAAGAUGAUCCAGGAUGAGAAAGGUGACGUGACCAUCACCAACGACGGAGCCACCAUCCUGAAGCAGAUGCAGGUGCUCCACCCUGCAGCCAAAAUGCUGGUGGAACUAUCAAAAGCCCAGGACAUCGAGGCUGGUGACGGCACCACCUCUGUGGUUGUGAUCGCUGGAGCCCUGCUGGACUCCUGCUACAAACUGCUGCAGAAAGGUAUCCACCCAACCAUCAUCUCAGAGUCGUUCCAGAAGGCGGUGGAGAAGGGCGUAGAGGUGCUGACGGCCAUGAGCCGGCCGGUGCAUCUGAGCGACCGUGAGACGCUGCUCAACAGUGCCACCACAUCGCUUUGCUCCAAGGUGGUAUCGCAGUACUCCAGCCUGCUGGCACCCAUGAGUGUGGACGCCGUCAUGAGAGUCAUCGACCCAGCAACCGCCACUGGAGUCGACCUCCAUGACAUCAAGAUCAUCAAGAAGCUCGGAGGGACCAUUGAUGACUGUGAGCUCGUUGAAGGCCUGGUGCUUACCCAGAGGGUGGCCAACAGCAGUGUGACCCGAGUGGAGAAAGCAAAGAUUGGGCUGAUCCAGUUCUGUCUGUCCCCUCCUAAAACCGAUAUGGACAACCAGAUCGUGGUGUCUGACUACGCUCAGAUGGACCGCGUACUGAGGGAGGAGCGCGCUUACAUCCUCAACAUGGUGAAACAGAUCAAGAAGGCCGGCUGCAAUGUGCUGCUCAUCCAGAAGUCCAUCCUCAGAGACGCCCUGAGCGACCUCGCCCUGCACUUCCUCAACAAAAUGAAGAUCAUGGUGGUGAAGGAGAUUGAGAGAGAGGAUAUCGAGUUUAUUUGCAAGACUAUUGGCACCAAGCCCAUCGCUCACAUCGACCACUUCACUCCAGAGAUACUUGGCACAGCAGAACUUGCUGAAGAGGUCAACCUGGACGGCUCUGGCAAGCUGGUCAAGAUCACAGGCUGCACCAGUCCAGGGAAGACGGUGAGCAUCGUGGUUCGAGGCUCCAACAAGCUGGUGAUCGAGGAGGCCGAGCGCUCCAUCCAUGACGCUCUGUGUGUCAUCCGCUGCCUGGUCAAGAAGAGGGCUUUGAUAGCUGGUGGUGGUGCUCCAGAAAUUGAGCUGGCGGUGCGUUUGGCAGAAUACUCGCGUGAGCUUGGCGGCAUGGAGGCCUACUGCGUGCGGGCGUACAGCGACGCUCUGGAGGUGAUCCCCUCCACGCUGGCUGAGAACGCUGGUCUCAACCCCAUCUCCACUGUGACAGAGCUCCGCAACAGGCACGCUCAAGGAGAAAAGAUGGCAGGCAUUAACGUCCGCAAGGGAGGAAUCUCCAACAUCCUGGAGGAGCUGGUGGUGCAGCCUUUACUGGUUUCCAUUAGUGCACUGACCCUGGCCACAGAGACGGUCCGCAGCAUCCUGAAGAUCGACGACGUGGUGAACACCCGAUAAGAAGUCUGAGUCUGUCCUUUAAGUUCUGUACUAAGCCUGCUCGUACUGCGAGGGAUCAAAGGACUCUGUCAACAUCUGUCUGUUUAGAUUUCCCUGUAACUGUUACGUUGCAUAAUUUAAUAAAAAAGGCUUGUUUGUUUGUUGACAAUUCA